GGUAUGCAGGAAGUUAUGCAGGUGGGGGUCUAGACUGUGGCGAGUGAAGUUUAUAUGUAGGGUCGAAUCAUGCUCCUUUGAAAAAAAUGUAUUAAAAAAGAAGAAAACGUUGCUUGAGGAGGACACUUCCUUCUAAUCAACACUCUUGUGUAGAUGAGGAAUUUAAAGAAAGUGUUAAUGGAUUUGUCAGUCAAAUUCAGAUGACGAAUUUCACGAAAAUGCAGAAAUCAGAUGCCUCAUCGUUAUGACCGUACGAACUGGGGUGUUGAUGGUGUUGUUGUUUAUCGUCCUCAAGCUGUUGAGUGUGAUGGGAAAAGGUAGCAGUACAAGACGUCCAUAGCAGCGAUCACAGGCAGCGGUGUUUCUAUGGCAACUUGCAGGUAGAGAUACUGGCGAACAAAUCCACCUUCCAAAGACGCUUGGACCAGAGGUAGUGUCGUAGAGGUCAUCUUGGCUGGAAUUACUGUUGUCACGGCCACUACGUGAGACUGUCUUUGAUGCUAAUUCCUUUUAUUACCUGCACUGUAAAUAAUGAAAAGACAAAUCCCUAUAAUUGUUUAUUUGUUCUAUGGAAUCUGUUUUGGCAUCAUUAUAUAUUCAAAAUGGCUGACUCACGUUAGAAUCAACAGCAAGCUCAAUCCGAGAGCUUGUCUCCUUGAAAACAAUUUGGACAAACAGACAGUUCUGCCGGUGAAAGAGAGAGACUUCUUAAUUGUUGGAAUCGUCACGUCUCGGGAGAGUCUAAAUACGCUAGUGUUGACUAUGUACAAAACCUGGGCAAAACGUAUACCCGGGAAAGUCAUAUUUUUCAUAGGCAAAGGACCUGCCUAUGUUGGGGAUCUACCAGUUGUCUCCCUUGGUAACAUCUUGGGCGAUGUUUAUCCUCAGCGAUUCCUAGGUCUCGCUACACUGGAAUACAUGUUCAGGGAAUACGGACAAGCCUACGAAUGGUUUCUUCGAGCCGAAGACGACAUCUUCAUCAACGUUUCCAACUUGGAACUUUUCCUGAAAAGCUUGGACAGUUCUAAACCGAAAUACAUUGGCCAGCCAGGUCUGUUCAAGCCGAACGAGACAGGCGAUCAAAACGUGGGUCCGACCACUCCUUUCUGCAUGGGUGGACCAGGCGUCAUUCUGUCGCGGAAGUCCAUGGACAGUCUUGGUCCAGGCUUGUCAGAGUGUCUGAAGCCAGCUGUCACAAGUCACGAGGACACGGAACUUGGCAGAUGUGUGUACAAUAUAGUCGGUAUCCACUGCACGGCAUCAUAUCAAAUGUCGAAUCUGUUUUAUCAGAUACGGAACGAAUCCACAAUCCAUCCAGUGCAGACGGCUCUUUUGUCGGCGUUGACAAUCCACCCGUUCAACAAUUCUUCACAUGUUUAUAAACUUCAGAUUGUGCUGCAAGAACAGGUGCUUCGACAGCGGAGAAUAAAAAUCGCAAAGUUGAGAAAUGAAGUCUCUCGGGUUUCCAACCAGAUAUACAAAACAAUCACGGAUAACAAUAGGUCUGGUACAGAUUUAUUUAUUUCGAGUGCCAACAAUGAGUGGAGCUUUAUUCAGUCAGGGAAAUAUUACUCUAGAAAGCAUUCCUACCAGAAGCCUUGGUCGGGUCUGCGGUUCAAGGGAAGGCAAUCUGACUUGAACACCGCAGUCGUGGAAACUUACAGACACAUAACGUCAACACGAAUCAUGUGUUACGUCCUCACGCGGUAUGCAUACGAGCAUCUGACACCAAGUCGCGGACUGAUGCAUGUCUUGACGUUAAAGUGCAAUAAUUCUAGACGUCGGCUUGUCUUGGUUCAAAAGACAUUUGAUUCUCCAGUUGUCGAGGAGCAUCCGAAUUUACAAGAUAUUCCUCUUCGACUAAAAAACAACAUUUAUAUAGUACUCUUCAUACACAAUCAGUUGGUGCAAUUUUUACGUUUUCUUCGGCAUUUAAUUUCUAUAUCAGGAGCAUUUCGUGGUGGUAUUUAUGUGUGUGUUGCCGUACAGAGAGAUAUCCAUAACGAUCAUAACAAGGUGUUAAACUAUUCUUCUCAGUAUUCGAAAAUGAAAAACAUUCAUAUAAAUGUUUCAAUACUGCAAAUUGGUGAGAGACAUCAAAAAGGAAUUCACCGGUGUAUUAACUCGGUUCCGAAACAUGGUCUCAUUUUGUGGACUGACCCUGGCGUGGUGUUCACAGCGGGAUUCUUAAACAGACUUCUCUUGAACACUGUGGAAAAGAAACAAGUAUACUUCCCAAUCACCUUCAGUGCGUUUAACAGAAGGACAAUCUGCUAUAAGAAGAAGAUGUGCAAUAACACGUUAUUUAAUCUGGAGGAAGAGCGGGGAAUGUGGCGCUAUUUUGGAUUUGGAACUAUGGGAAUUUAUAAAUCUGAUUUGGUACAGGUUACGACUUUCAAUCGAAGCAAUAAAGAUUUGGGCCACGAGGGAACAGAACUGUAUAAUGAUUUCCUACAGAGUUAUCUACAUAUAUUUCGAACGGUCGAUCCAGGCAUUACGUUACUGAACGAUGAUACCAAAUGUACGUUUAAUAUUUUACAAAGCCAAACAGAUGCUUGUCGUAAGCUCACAUACACGUUCUUUGGAUCGCAAACAAGGUUGGCAGAAAUGUACUUGGAUCAUAUAAAUUCUGCAAAUAACAGCUUACAGUAGUUCUAUUCUGCAAAUAACGACUUACAGUAGUUCUAUUCUGCAAAUAACGACUUACAGUAGUUCUAUUCUGCAAAUAACGACUUACAGUAGUUCUAUUUACCGGGUUUCGCUCGUUAGAUAUGUUUUAAAACAACCCAUUGUAAGAUAUAUGGUAUUUAACUGCCCUUCGUGUACGUUUUUCUAUGUACCAAGGGUGACCAACUCUCUAUUUAACAAAGAUGGCGAACUCAACGAUUAAUCAUAAAAGACUGGGCAUUUGGGGACGAAAAAUCACUUUCAUUGUUCGAGUAUUCAUUCGAGAAGUACAUUCAAGCAGUAUUUCUUCUUCAGCAGCAUUAGGUAUAGCCAUUUCAGAUAUACUGUUUGAAUGCUCAGUGCCAUACUCCCAAGUUUUCAUCAUUCCGUUAAAGAUGUAUAAUGGUUUACAGUAUUUAUAUCUGAAUUCAUCGUAUGUCUAUACUACUUUGUAUAGCAGCUGCAAGCUUGCGGCAAUUGCCAUUUGUGAUAUUGACAUCAUCGAUGUAUCUAUGACAUUGUAACGUGUUUUGAGUAACACAAAUAUAAAAUAUAAAAUGAAAUAUGAAUAAAUGGUUCCUGUGUU
Messenger RNA from Gigantopelta aegis, 3253 nucleotides. RefSeq names its product chondroitin sulfate synthase 1-like. NCBI's taxonomy places the organism in Eukaryota, Metazoa, Mollusca, Gastropoda, Neomphalida, Peltospiridae. The record is from RefSeq and is a predicted model, not a curated record. Bases 532 to 2652 code for a protein of 706 amino acids. Gene Ontology annotation, molecular function: glucuronosyl-N-acetylgalactosaminyl-proteoglycan 4-beta-N-acetylgalactosaminyltransferase activity. The transcript has 3 exons. Gene Ontology annotation, cellular component: Golgi cisterna membrane.